Molecule: messenger RNA, 1038 nt
Organism: Capronia epimyces CBS 606.96
Lineage: Eukaryota; Fungi; Ascomycota; Eurotiomycetes; Chaetothyriales; Herpotrichiellaceae
Product: alcohol dehydrogenase
Exons: 3
Coding region: 1-1038 (345 amino acids)
Molecular function (GO): zinc ion binding; oxidoreductase activity
Source: RefSeq, a predicted model, not a curated record
AUGAAAGCGCUCGUCUACAAAGGCGAUGGCCAAUGUGCCCUGGAAGAACGUCCAAUCCCCAAGAUCCAGGAUCCGACGGACGCCAUUGUGAAAGUGGUGUAUACGACGAUUUGUGGCACAGAUACGCACAUCCUGCACGGCGACGUGCCCACGUGCACGCCAGGUCGGAUACUUGGACACGAAGGUGUCGGCAUCGUCCAUGAGACCGGCCCCGGGGUGGCCGGGUUCAAGAAGGGCGACCGGGUGCUGAUCAACUGCAUCACCAGCUGUGCGACGUGCACGUACUGCCGGCGAGGAAUGUACAGCCACUGCGUGCGUGGAGGCUGGAUCUUGGGCAACACCAUCGACGGCACGCAGGCCGAGUACGUCCGGAUCCCGCUGGCGGACAGCGGCCUACACCACGCACCUCCCGGAGUAGACGAAAAAGCACUGGUGAUGUUGAGCGACGCCAUCCCUACUGGCCAUGAGUGUGGGGUGUUGAACGCCAAAGUGCAGCCCGGGUCGACGGUGGCCAUUGUCGGCGCGGGCCCGGUCGGGCUGGCAGCGUUGCUGACAUCGAAGCUGUACUCGCCCAGCCUGAUCAUCGUGAUCGACCAAGACCCCAGCCGACUCAAGGUGGCGCAGAAGUUCGGCGCCCACCACACCAUCAACAGCGCCGAAACGUCGCCGGAGGAAGCGGUGCUGAAGCUAACGGACAACAUCGGCUGUGACGCCGUGCUCGAGGCCGUCGGCAUCGCCGCCACCCUGGAACUGGCCCAGGACAUCGUGGCCCCCGGCGGCACCAUCGCCAAUGUCGGCGUGCACGGCAAGAGCUGCUCGUUGAAGAUCGAGAAGCUGUGGAGUGCCAACAUCUCCCUCACCACCCGCCUGGUCGACACCGUCACCACCCCGAUGUUGCUCAGGCUGUGUGAGGCCGGAACCCUCCGCCCAGGCGAUCUCAUCACCCAUGAGUUUGCCUUCACCGACAUGGUGAAUGCAUAUACCACAUUCAAAGCCGCCGCCAAGCACGAGGCUUUGAAGGUGUUGAUCACGGUGUGA